Molecule: messenger RNA, 1148 nt
Organism: Vitis vinifera (wine grape)
Lineage: Eukaryota; Viridiplantae; Streptophyta; Magnoliopsida; Vitales; Vitaceae
Product: probable mitochondrial adenine nucleotide transporter BTL3
Exons: 4
Coding region: 1-948 (315 amino acids)
Biological process (GO): transmembrane transport
Source: RefSeq, a predicted model, not a curated record
AUGAACACUACUAAGCAUCUCUGGGCUGGUACUGUGGCUGCUAUGGUUUCGAGAACUUUUGUGGCUCCACUUGAGAGACUAAAGCUGGAAUAUGUAGUUCGAGGUGAACAGAAGAAUCUAUUUGAGCUGACACAGAAAAUUGCGGCUUCUCAAGGGCUGAAAGGCUUUUGGAAAGGAAAUUUUGUCAACAUCCUACGCACAGCCCCAUUUAAGUCUAUCAACUUUUAUGCUUACGAUACAUACAAAAAUCAACUAUUGAAACUGUCUGGGAAGGAGGAAAACACAAAUUUCAAGAGGUUCCUUGCUGGGGCUGCAGUUGGAAUCACUGCUACCUUGCUGUGUAUACCCUUGGACACUAUCAGGACGAAGAUGGUUGCGCCUGGUGGGGAAGCCUUGGGUGGUAUCAUUGGUGCAUUCCAUCACAUGAUCCAAACUGAAGGGUUCUUUUCUCUUUAUAAGGGCAUAGUACCCUCGAUUAUAAGCAUGGCACCUUCAGGUGCUGUUUAUUAUGGUGUUUAUGACAUACUGAAAUCAGCCUUUCUGCAUUCCCUAGAAGGGAAGAAAAGAAUUCUUCACAUGAAACAGCAGAGUGAGGAACUGAGUGCUUUGGAACAACUGGAGUUGGGACCCCUUAGAACAUUAGUCUACGGGGCGAUUGCUGGUUGUUGUUCUGAAGUUGCCACAUACCCAUUUGAAGUUGUGAGGAGACACUUUCAAAUGCAAGUUCAAGCAACAAAAAUUAGUGCAUUGGCAACUACUGUCAAGUUGGUCAAGCAAGGAGGUGUUCCUGUUCUGUAUGCUGGACUAACUCCCAGCUUAUUGCAGGUUUUACCAUCAGCUGCCAUAAGUUACUUCGUUUACAAGUUUAUGAAGAUUGUUCUUAAGGUGGAAUCCACAUGCAUCGUCAAUCCUAUCAAGAAAAAUUCUGGGUUUGCUUCAGCUAGUUGAUGCUCAGAAUGAGUAACAUUUUGUUAGAAAGCAGUUUCUUGAAAGAGAAUAAUCCUCCCAUGCUAUCUCCCUUGACAAAGAUCAAAAGAAAAUGUCACUUCGCAUCCAACCUUCAUUAACAAUCAUCCUUCUUUGUAACACUUCCAUUUAGAAUUCCUCAAAGAGCCAAAAUGAUAAAUAUCUCAAAUAAAAAGUCUUUA